AUGGUCAACACCCGUAACUUGAUCCGAAUUGUGAUUGUAAUAUCAUCUUUCCUUGCUGACAUGAGAUAUGUGAACGCAAGACCAUUGGCAAUUUCGACGAAUCCAAUCGAUGUGAAAUUGCAGGUCAAUUUCAAGCAAGAUCAGAUAUCCACGUUGCCUGAGGUUCUUGGCGAUCCAAACUAUACCACCGGACCAACAACAGAUUUAAGGCCCAGACGAACAGAAGAGGAAGUGCCUUGCGUUGUGUGCCCGCUUCCGCCCAAAGGACAUGGGGGGAACAUCCCACAGGAUGAAGCCCAUGUGCCUAGAGACAGAUUAGAAGGCCCUCCGCCCAAAGGAAAUGGGCAGGUCAUCCCACCGCAAACCCAUGUACCUAGAGACAGAUUAGAAGGCCCUCCGCCCAAAGAAAAUGGACAGGUCAUCCCACCGCAAACCCAUGUACCUAGAGACAGAUUCGUAAGCCCUCCGACUUGCAUUAAUGGUUUCUGUCCGUCUCCGCCCCCGCCCAAAGGAGGUGUACCGGUCAAUGAUCCACCAAAACGCAGAAAAUCCAAGCGAGAUACAACUGUGAAAAUGAAUUCUAGAAACAGAACAGUAGGUCUUCCGAAAUGCCUAUCUAAUGGUCUUUGUCCGCUUAUUAAUGGCCCUCCCAAAGGAGGUGUACCGGUCAUCGAUCCUACACCGCCGCAACGCAGAAAAUCCAAGCGAGAUACAACUGUGAAAAUGAAUUCUAGAGACGAACAGUAG
This is a messenger RNA of Paraglomus occultum, 747 nucleotides long. NCBI's taxonomy places the organism in Eukaryota, Fungi, Glomeromycota, Glomeromycetes, Paraglomerales, Paraglomeraceae. The record is from the annotation of a GenBank genome assembly.